AUGAGUGGAAUGAUGAAAUCUUUAUAUAUUGAGGACAAUGUAUCAAUUAAUUUAAAAAAUAUACCUAUUCCUUAACCUUUAAAUGGUUAAGUAUUGAUUAAAGUAGAGUUCGCUCCAAUAAAUCCAUUUGAUAAAGAAUUUCUAAAUGGAUAUAAAAUAGGAUUAAAACCAUUAGUAGGUACAGUACCUGGAUUUGAAGGAUCAGGUACUGUUAUAGCUUCAGGGUAAUUAGAAAUAUUCAAAAUAUUUAGUGGAGGAUUAUUAGGUUGGUAAUUAAAAGGAAAUAGAGUAGCAUUUUACACAGAGAAUUAAUUUGGAUCUUUUGGUUAAUAUGCUAUUGCAGAUGUUAAUUAUUGUACUGAAUUACCUAAAAAUAUAUCAUUCUAAGAAGGUUGUUGUAGUUAUAUCAAUCCUUUAUCUGUUAUAAUGAUGUAUUAAUUACUUGGAAAUGCUUCUGGAAUAAUAUCUACUGGAGCAUCAACUAAUUUAGGAAGAAUGCUUAUGAGAUAUUGCUAAUCUAAAGGAAUUAAUGUCAUUAAUAUUGUUAAGUCUUAAAUAGAAGAAAAAAUAUUAAAGGAUGAAGGAGCUAAACUUAUAUUAAAUAUAAAUUAAGAUGAUUUUGAUGAUAAAUUAAAACUUAUGUCUUCUUCAUACAAGUAUCAUUUCAAAUUAUAAUAAAUACUUAGUACAACAGUUUUGUUUGAUUCACUUGGAGGAGAUCUAUUAAGUAGAAUAUUAAAUUUAAUGCCUAAUGGAUCAAAAGCUUAUCUUUAUGCUAAUUAUUCAAAAAAAUCAUUAGAGGGAAUUUAUUGUGCUAAUUUAAUGUAUUAAAAUAAAAAAAUAUUUGGGUAAUUACAAUAUAUAUAUAUAUUUUAUUAGAUUUUCAUUUGUAGAUAAUUUAUAAACUAAAAAUAUUAUUCAAUUAAAAUUGAUGAUGAAUGAAGUGUUUAAUAAUAUUUAAGGAUAUUUUAAAACUUUACCAACCUAAAUAGUAAUUAUUAGUAAUAAAUAUAAGUUUUCAUUAGAAGAAUUUGAAAAAGCCUUAUAAUCUAAGGAGAAAGCAAUUAUAAAAAUAUGA
Molecule: messenger RNA, 1078 nt
Organism: Paramecium sonneborni
Lineage: Eukaryota; Ciliophora; Oligohymenophorea; Peniculida; Parameciidae
Source: the annotation of a GenBank genome assembly